Messenger RNA from Prosopis cineraria, 1791 nucleotides. Its product is annotated as trihelix transcription factor ENAP1-like. The transcript has a single exon. Gene Ontology annotation, molecular function: transcription cis-regulatory region binding. The record is from RefSeq and is a predicted model, not a curated record. Gene Ontology annotation, cellular component: nucleus. Lineage: Eukaryota; Viridiplantae; Streptophyta; Magnoliopsida; Fabales; Fabaceae. The coding region runs from base 279 to 1184 and encodes 301 amino acids.
AAAUUGUGGUGGCGGGGUCUUAACUGGAUGGUAUCCUUGCGAAUUGCAACUAAGCCCACCUUCUCACUGUUCCCAUCACCCAACCGACCCGAGUCGGCCAUCGCCAUCGCCGCCGAAUUAACAACCACCGUCACCGACAUAGCCGCUACAACCACCACAACCGAAUGUCGACCAAAACCCAGCCCUUACCCUUCAAUUAGAUUAACCCACCCUCACAUAAAUAAAUCCCAAAGAACAGCCGACGAAAAUAAGCACCAACGUGGAAGAAGAGCCUGUCAAUGGCCUCACCUCCCUCACCUAAACCCUUCUCCCCACUCACCAACACCGCCUCGCCCUCCAAGAAACCCCAAUCAAUUCCAUGGACCCAUCAAGAAACAAUCAAUCUCAUCCAAGCAUACCAGGAGAAAUGGUAUUCCCUCAUGCGAGGUCCUCUCAAGGCCAACCAGUGGGAAGAGGUCGCCGUUACAGUCGCCGUCCGAUGCGGCUACAAUGAGCCUUCCAAGACCGCCGUCCAGUGCCGCCACAAAAUGGAAAAGCUCCGUCAACGUUAUCGUGCCGAGAACCAACGUCUCACUGCUUUCUCCAGUGGCGGUCGCGUUUGGCAAUACUUUGACCUCAUGGACCAAUUAGAGAAAGGCCCUAUGCCUAUUUCUGCCCAACCCCUUGUGGCAUUCAUGCCGUUUGAUUGUGAUGAUAAUGAGGAGGAAAAUGACGUUGACGUUGAUGAUGAUGAUGAGGAGGAGGAGGAGGAGGAGGAGCAGAUUGAUGAGAGACAGCAGUAUAGCCAGUUAAGGACUACUAAUUAUUUUCUCAACCAGCGACCUGAAAACAAGUAUAAAGUUCCUGAAUUUUCUCGAGGACAAGUAGCUAAGAGGAUACGGAGGAUCGCCGAAGAGGAAGAAGAGGAAGAGGUCGAAGAGAAUGUCGAGGAGGUAAAUGGUGAGAGAAUUGUGAAAGGAAUGGGAUUGGUUUCUGGGUUGGCUGCAGAGAUGAAGGCUUUUGCAGAAAGGUUUAUUGGGAUGGAGAAUUUGAAAAUGGAGAUGAUGAAGGAAACUGAGAGGUGUAGGUUGGAGAUGGAGAAUAAGCGCAUAGAGAUGAUUGUAAAAUCGCAGCAGAGAAUUGUUGAUUCAAUUGGGAAGGCUUUUGGGUUCCCUAAGAGGAUGAAGAUAAGUCCUGAAAUCUAAAUAUUUAAGCGUCUUUCUAUUAUUUUUUUCUUAAGCUGUAAAAUUUCGUUCUUGUCAUUACCACCGUUUUAUAGGGGUUUAUAUAUAUAUAUAUAUAUAUAUAUAUUAAUAAAAUAACAUGCUCACUAUUCUUGAAUAAUUGUUACUGUUAUAAUUAGAUGAAUAUUUUGAGCAUGGAGCCUAAGAGAAAUGAGUUGCAUUAUUGAUGGCUUAUGGUUAAUACACCAUAAUGCAUGCACUAAAGCAUCUUAUUAAUUAACACCGAACCCUGGCAGCUUUUAUAGAAUAUUUUAUGAAGAUGUUUAUUUUUCCAGCGUUAUUUGUUUCCUGCCUGAUUGGAAUUUCUUGUUCUAUUUCAGGAUUUUAGUUUUACAAAUGUCCUGCUGCAAAAGGAGAAUCUUUUUCCUCUUUGAAUAUAAGCUGGUUUUCAAAUUUGAGAUUUAUGUAUACCACAAUUCCAUUUUUGAUUUUAUCUAGGGAUGGAAGUAAAAUGCAAAUGAACCAACAUUUUUGAGCAAAUUCAGCAAGUGUAUAUGUUAACACUUCAUCUUCCUUCUUGUUAAUUGCACUUUUAAAUGAAUAUAAAAUAGUCCAGUAGAUUUAUAAA